AUGCACCCACUCGCUCCACCCUUUGCUCUCUCUCCCCCUCGAGAUCUGAUCGCAGCGGGCAAAUUGCACGGCGACUUCCAACGAGCGCAGGCGAGGGCGAAGGGUGCAGUCCGUCUCUCGCGCGGUCCUUCCGAGCUCGUUCCCUCUUGUCCUCCUCCUCUCGCGCAGACGCCUUCGCUCCUUCUCCUCACACACUUUCCUCGACGCUCAUUUCGACAUACACGGCAGCCUUCUGCUCGCUACCGACCCUAG
This is a messenger RNA of Rhodotorula toruloides NP11, 252 nucleotides long. RefSeq lists its product as uncharacterized. The transcript has 2 exons. Bases 1 to 252 code for a protein of 83 amino acids. The record is from RefSeq and is a predicted model, not a curated record. Lineage: Eukaryota; Fungi; Basidiomycota; Microbotryomycetes; Sporidiobolales; Sporidiobolaceae.